Messenger RNA from Stegastes partitus (bicolor damselfish), 2073 nucleotides. Its product is annotated as rho GTPase-activating protein 8. Lineage: Eukaryota; Metazoa; Chordata; Actinopteri; Pomacentridae. The record is from RefSeq and is a predicted model, not a curated record. Gene Ontology annotation, molecular function: GTPase activator activity. Gene Ontology annotation, biological process: small GTPase-mediated signal transduction; negative regulation of endocytic recycling. The transcript is spliced from 14 exons. The coding region runs from base 105 to 1379 and encodes 424 amino acids. Gene Ontology annotation, cellular component: cytoplasm.
AAACUCGGUUCCGGUUGAUUCCCUGCUUUGAUCAACUUUAACGUCAGAAUUCCGCCUCAGGUGAGAGUCUGACGGUGUGGUUCCGUCCAGGUGAGUCCAGCAGAAUGAGCUCCGCAGCAGAACUGGAGCAGCUCGCAGAAACAGAGCUUCAGAAAGAGGAUGAGGAGGAUGAAGAGCAGCGUUGUAUCCCAGACGUUACUUCACUUCCUCCCACCUGCAGUCUUGACUCCUCCCAUCCUUAUUACGAUGUGGCUCGACAUGGCAUCAUUCAGGUGUCAGGUGACGACAACUUUGGCAGGAAGUUGAUCACCUUCAGCAGCUGCCUUCUUCCUCCGUCUCACCAGCUGAACCAUCGCCGCCUGCUGGAGUACCUGAGGUUCACCCUGGACCAGUACGUGGAGAUGGACUACAUCCUGGUUUACUUCCAUCACGGUCUGAGGAGCAGCAACAAGCCGUCGCUCAGCUGGUUACGAGAAGCUUACGGAGAGUUCGACAGGAAAUACAAGAAGAACCUGAAGACUCUGUUCGUCGUCCAUCCAACAAACUUCAUCAGGAUCGUCUGGAACAUCUUCAAACCUCUGAUCAGCCAUAAGUUUGGGAAGAAGCUCAGGUACGUGAACUACCUGUCGGAGCUGCGAGAACACCUGAACCUGGACCAGCUGAUGGUUCCUGCAGACGUUCUCAGACACGACGGGAAGCUGCGAGCGGCUCAGACAGGUGGAGCUCCGCCCACCGUGAGAACACCUCCACCUCGACCACCACUGCCGACUCAGCAGUUUGGAGUCAGUCUGCAGUACAUCAGAGAGAAGAACCGAGAUGCUAUAAUCCCACCUGUGAUGUCUCAGACCGUCUCCUACCUGAAGGACAAAGGUCUGAGGACUGAGGGACUCUUCAGACGUUCAGCUCGUGUUCAGGUCAUCAAAGACGUUCAGAAACUUUACAACCUCGGGAAACCCGUGAACUUGGAGGAUUAUGACGACGUCCAUGUUGCUGCUGUGAUCCUGAAGACGUUUCUGAGGGAACUUCCUGAACCUCUGCUCACCUUCAGACUGUACAGCUGCAUCCAGGAGAUCAUCAGUGUGGAGAGCAGUCUGCGUGUAGGCAGGUGUAAGCAGAUCGUCGAGAGUCUACCUGAGCAUCCGUUCAUCGUCACCAAGUACCUGCUGUGUUUCCUCCAUCAGGUGUCUCAGCAGAGUCUGACCAAUAAGAUGAGUCCAUCUAACUUGUCCUGUGUUUUCGGUGUGAACCUGGUUUGGCCUCGUCAUGGAUCCAUUUCUCUGUCGGCUCUGACUCCGAUCAACAUCUUCACUGAGAUCCUCAUCGAACACUUCGACACCGUGUUCGGCUCCCGCUGCCCACCUGCACAGGUAACCCCCUGAUCCACACCUGCACAGGUAACCCCCUGAUCCACACCUGCACANNUAACCCCCUGAUCCACACCUGCACAGGUAGCCCCCUGAUCCACACCUGAUCCAGACUCGUGUUCUCCAGAGGACGACUUUAAACUUUGUUGAAGUUUUUGGACAAAACUUUCAUUUAGUUGAAGAUCUAAAAGGUAAACGUUUGGACUCUGAGAAGACAAAGACACUGAAACUGUUUUUUAAAUGAAAUGUUGGAGUUUUUCCGUGUUUUGAUAUUUUCGUCUUCAGAACGACGACUUUCACACUUUUUAGUUUGAUCAGAAUUUGCACAAACAGAAUGUUUUUGUCGUGACGUUACAGUGAAAUUAAAUUCUUAUAAAACAUGUUUAACUUGAAUACGAGGAGUUUGGAUCAAACUGUUACUGAAACAGUAGAUCGGAUCAGAACCGUUUUAUACACCGACGUGUUUGACUGACUUCAUAGAAAAUGUUCAAACUAAACUGAGAUGCUGGCAUUCAGCUGAAUUUCUCUUCCUGUAUGCUGAACAUGUUGUGUUGUCGAUGAUGUAACUCCUGCUUCUAUGAUUUUGUUUUUGUGUUUUCCUAAAAAUGUCCAGAGGUAUUAAUGUCUUUGUUACUGUCUGAGUUCUGGUUCUGGAAGGUUCUAACGUGUUCUAGAUCUGUUAAUAAACCAAAGACUGAGACCAGCUGAA